This is a messenger RNA of Penicillium taxi, 1911 nucleotides long. Its product is annotated as MICOS complex subunit MIC60. The transcript has 4 exons. NCBI's taxonomy places the organism in Eukaryota, Fungi, Ascomycota, Eurotiomycetes, Eurotiales, Aspergillaceae. Gene Ontology annotation, cellular component: MICOS complex. The record is from RefSeq and is a predicted model, not a curated record. The annotation marks the transcript as partial. Gene Ontology annotation, biological process: cristae formation.
UCACUCGCGAUCCGCUCCCGAUGGAUCCUCGACUUCACGUUUUCUUACUCAAUCUAUCCUUCCACGACUCUCCCCGCUCUUUUGGCGAUUGUGCGGCUAGUCAUGCUGCGCACUUCAAUUGCUUCAAGUCGGCACUUGCUGUCGUCUCCCGUUCGCCAGCGCAUCCCGUCGCAAUGGCUUUCAAAAGUGGGCGCUAGCAGCCAGCUCUCGGGCAAGCGCUUCUUUGCCGAUGACAAGCCUCCUAUUAGCCCUACACCUGCUACACCUUCUUCAACCUCUAGCGUUCCCCCAGAGACUGUUGCGAAGCUCACAGAAGAAUCAAAAAUUCCUCCAGUUAAACCUGUGGCGAAACCACGAAAGUCCGGUCGCUUCCGUCGAUUCCUCCUGUACUUGAUCUUCACCUCCGGCUUCGCCUAUGGAGGUGGUGUUUUCUUGGCCUUGAAGUCCGACAACUUCCAUGACUUCUUCACAGAGUUCGUUCCAUACGGCGAGGAAUUCGUUCUUUACUUUGAGGAGCGUGAUUUCUACCGACGCUUCCCAAAUGCCUCGAGACAAUCCAGCCGCGGUGUUGGUAGCCCCAGAGAUGACGGCAAACCAGUCACAAUUCCCAGCAACAGCGGCUUGUCUUGGAACGUUGCUAAGGUUGAGGAGACUGACUCUUCUAAGAGCGCCAAGUCCGAGCCUAAGGCCAAGGAAGACAAGCCUGCUGCAAAGUCUGUCCCCAAGGAGGAGAAGGAGGAGAAGAAGGCUGCCUCUCUUGAUGAGCCUAGAAAACCCGCUGUCCCUGCGGUGAGCACCAUCGAGUUGUUGCAAGUCAAGGAUGCCGACGAGACUGUGGUCCAGGAACUAGUGAAGACCUUCAACGACAUUGUCACUGUGAUUAGCGCAGACGAGAAUGCCGGCAAAUACUCUGGUGUGGUUUCCAAGGCCAAGGAAGAGCUACAGAAUAUUGGAGAAAAGAUUUCGGCGAUCCGUAACGAGGCACGCGAGGCUGCCCAAGAAGAACUCAACAAGGCCCACGCCACCUUUGACGAGUCAGCACGCGAGCUGAUUCGCCGCUUUGAGGAGAUGCGCAAUUCUGAGAUUGCCCAGUUCCGCGAAGAGUUUGAGUCUGAGCGCGAGAAGCUUGCUCUGGCGUACCAGGAGAAGAUCAAUAUCGAGCUUCUCCGCGGCCAAGAGCUUGCGGAACAGCGUCUGAAGAAUGAACUUGUGGAACAAGCUAUUGAGUUGAACCGGAAAUACAUCCACGAGGUCAAGGACUUGGUUGAGCGCGAACGAGAGGGUCGCCUCAGCAAGUUGAACGAGCUCACUGCCAACGUUAAUGAACUCGAACAGCUGACUACCGGUUGGAGCGACGUCAUCGACAGCAACCUGAAGACCCAGCAACUCCAGGUUGCGGUCGAUGCCGUCCGCACUGUUGUUGAGCGUUCAGAGACUGCACGCCCCUUCAUUCGUGAGCUCGUUGCCGUCAAGGAGCUGGCUGCUGACGAUCCUCUGGUUGAUGCUGCAAUCGCAUCUAUUAACCCUACUGCGUACCAGCGUGGUAUUCCCUCCAGAACUCAGAUAAUCGAGCGUUUCCGCCGUGUGGCUAGUGAGGUUCGCAAGGCUAGCCUCUUGCCUGAGAAUGCAGGUAUUGCCAGCCACGCUGCCAGCAUGGUUCUGAGCAAGGUCAUGUUCAAGAAGGAUGCCCUUGCUGAUGGUGAUGAUGUGGAGAGCAUUCUUGUUCGCACCGAGAACUGGCUGGAGGAGGGCAAUGUUGACGCUGCUGCCCGUGAGAUGAACACUCUCUCCGGUUGGGCCAAGAUCCUGAGCAAGGACUGGCUUGCCGAUAUCCGUAGAGUUCUUGAAGUCCAGCAGGCUCUCGAGGUCAUUGAAGCUGAGGCUCGACUUCAGUGCUUGCGUGUGGAGUAA